CAGAUGACGAGAAGAGCACCCACGAACACCCCAUCCAUCUCGAUCGCGAACGGACGACGCGGAGGAGGAGAUCGAAGCAUAGAAGAAAGAGGGUUUGCCGAUGGGGUUCUUGAUGACGACCAUCAUCUUCGUCGUGGUGGGCGUCGUCGCUUCCGUCUUGGCCCGUCUCUGCUGCAACCGCGGUCCCUCCACCAAUCUGUUUCAUUUGACAUUGAUAAUCACGGCGACAGUCUGCUGUUGGAUGAUGUGGGCAAUCGUCUAUCUUGCACAGCUGAAGCCUCUGAUUGUUCCAAUUCUCAGUGAAGGAGAGUGAGAUGCAUGGCAAAGAAUAACUUGGAUCAUGUGUUAUGAUCUAACAAAGUAUAUGUUUCAUGUUGCUUGCAGUACAACUGAACAGUUUGUUGUAAGGGUUCACCUUUUUAAUCUCUGAACUAGGAUCAAAAACUGAUAUGUAUCCUUAUGGUUCUUGAUGCUGUGCUUCAUUUAGUUGAUUCAUGUGAUCUUUACUUGAGGGCAUUGGUCCCAAGUAGUUAAUUGGUCAA
Messenger RNA from Musa acuminata AAA Group (dessert banana), 542 nucleotides. Its product is annotated as V-type proton ATPase subunit e1. Bases 101 to 313 code for a protein of 70 amino acids. Gene Ontology annotation, biological process: proton transmembrane transport. Lineage: Eukaryota; Viridiplantae; Streptophyta; Magnoliopsida; Zingiberales; Musaceae. Gene Ontology annotation, molecular function: proton-transporting ATPase activity, rotational mechanism. The record is from RefSeq and is a predicted model, not a curated record. Gene Ontology annotation, cellular component: proton-transporting V-type ATPase, V0 domain. The transcript has 3 exons.